Molecule: messenger RNA, 3504 nt
Organism: Canis lupus familiaris (dog)
Lineage: Eukaryota; Metazoa; Chordata; Mammalia; Carnivora; Canidae
Gene: SAXO2
Product: stabilizer of axonemal microtubules 2
Exons: 4
Coding region: 654-1823 (389 amino acids)
Biological process (GO): microtubule anchoring
Cellular component (GO): cytoskeleton; sperm flagellum; centriole
Molecular function (GO): microtubule binding
Source: RefSeq, a predicted model, not a curated record
AGGUCCCUGAGCGCUCAACCCUGCCUUGCUUCCUUCCACCUGCAGCUCCGUCCAUCCCUGACCCUGUCCCCGUCCCCUCCAGGCAGUGCCCGCGCCCGCUCUCCCUCCAUCCCUGACCCUGUCCCGUCCCUCCAGGCAGUGCCCCCACCCGCUCUCCGUCCGUCCCUGACCCUGUCCCCGUCCCCUCCAGACAGUGCCCCCGCUCCCUCUCCGUCCAUCCCUGACCCCGUCCCCUCCAAGCAAGCAGUGCCCACGCCCGCUCUCCGUCCAUCCCUGACCCCGUCCCCGUCCCCUCCAGACAGUGCCCCCGCUCCCUCUCCGUUCAUCCCUGACCCUGUCCCCGUCCCCUCCAGGCAGUGACCCCUAGGGAUCUGCCUGAGAAGGGAGUAGCCUUCACCUAGAAACCAAGGAUUGGUCUGGGAGUCCUGCCUAACAACUUCCCAGCUCCUGUAAACACAGUCUUCUCCUUUAGCUUCACUGUUGGCCUAGGAAUUAAGCGACAUCACUGUCCACAUGGAACCACGAGAAUUUAUGAAAAUUCUGGCCAUUCUUGCCCUACAACUGAAUAUUUGGAAAAAUAUCCUACAUAUGGCAAUGUGCUUCCACCUCAGAGUCUUAAACCCAAGCAAGAAUUUCGAGCAUGCCGUGGCAAAAUGGAAGGAAUAACAACAUUUAAAUCGGAUUACCGUCCUUAUGAGAUAGUCAAACAGCCUCGCCCUGUACCAGAAGAAUACAAACCAAAACAGGGGGCGAUUGAUCUUGGUACUACCUACAAACGGGAUUUUAAUUCUUACAAGGUACAGCCUGUGGCCAUAGUCCGGCCUUUGGAAAGAAAACAAGUGAAACGAGGGAAGGUGGACACUGUCCCAACCUAUAAAGAUGAUUAUAGAGCUUGGGACAUUCAGAAAAUUGACCUUUAUAAACCAGAACAAACUUAUCAUCCCCCAACUGUGAAAUUUGGAAAUUCAACUACAUUUCAGGAUGAUUAUGUUCCUCAGGAGAUAAAGCCUAGGCAAAACUUUAAACCCAGCCCUGUGGCCAAAUGCUCUACAGUUCCUUUUAAUGGUGAUACAAGUCAUCGCCUUGAUUAUGUACCUUAUCAGCUAGAAUUCAAGUUUGCAAGGCCAAAAGAAGUGUACAAGCCAACCAGCCAACCCUUUGAGGAUCUCACAACUCACCGAUAUGACUUUCAGGGUCUUGUAGGUGAAACUGCAAAAAUCUGCAGACCUCCAUAUACCAGAGUGACCCAAAAUGCUCAUUUUGAAGGAAGUACUGAAUUCCGUGAAAGCUUUCAACCAUGGGAAAUUCCACCACCUGAAGUCAAGAAACUACAAGAGUAUGUCCCACCUACAGGUACCAUGCAGUUAAACAGCACGAGCCAUCUUGACUAUGUUCCCUAUCAGAUCAAACGUGUUGUUCCCAUCAGACCAGUUUCUCAGAGAAGAAUUAACAAUUUUCCUUUUCAAGGAAAAAGCACCACAAAGGAAGAUUUUCCAGCCUGGGAAUGCUGUCGUCAAGGUCUUAUUAAGCAGCAACAGCAGAUUCCCAACCCAUCUGGAAAAUUUGAUGGUUGGAGCACUUUCAGGUCUCACUAUGUGCCACAUGAGCUGGUUCCAACAGAGAGCUGCAAACCUGCACAUGCUUUGUUUAAGAGUUCUGCUCCAUUUGAUGACACAACCAUGUACUCUAUAGAGUACACACCAAAGAAACAGGAAAUCUGCCCUGCUAGCUAUCCUUCUCCUCCAGGGUAUAUCUUUGAAAAUACAAAUUCUCGAGGUCAUAAAUUCUUCCGCAAGAUCAUGCCCACAGUGGAGGCCUUCUGAUCAUCAACUCAUGUUUGAAAGGAAGCUAACAGAUAUUGGUUUUCUAUGGGCAAAGCCAACUUUUUAGAGGGGGAGAGCAGAAGAGUGAGAGAGAGAAUAUUAAGCAGGCUCCACAUCCAGCACAGAGCCCAAUGCGGAGCUCGAUUUCACAACCCUGAAAUCACGACCUGAGCUGAAAUCAAGAGUUGGACACUUAACCGACUGAGCCACCCAGCCACCCCAAAGCCAAUUCUUUUUUUAGUAAAAAUUAUUUAUGGGAGAGCUAAAACAAAUCAUUUUUAAAUUUUGAACAAGAAAAUCAGAAAAUUAAUUAUAGGAAAUAAGGACAUUAAAAUCCAUUUUUUAAGAUCAAUCCAUUGAUAUUCUUUACCAAGAUUGUUCUUUAAUCUGUUAUUCUGAAAGUUGAAUAAUAGACAUUCAUUCCCAUCUGAAGUACUUUAAUUCCCAACAUACUGUUUGGUAGCUUGUCUCCAAUUGAUUAUCAUUUAUACCUAUGUUUUAAAUUAUGGCAACUACCUGGUUAUUUACGUACCAGUUGCCAAGUAUAAAACACGUUAGAACUAUAUAGGCACACCUCUGAAAAUGAUGCAUGGAUUCCCUCAUCCAAGACAAUGGCCUUCAUUUCCUUAGACAUCAGAGUAUCUAUGCGGUGUACUUUGGUGGUGUUGAGGGUGAUUGCACUGUUCUUCACCACGUUCAAGGUCAUAAGAGGAACUGUGGUGUGACAAGCAAAGGCUCUGCGGGCUGGGAAUCAAGGCUCUGAGCAUGGGUUCCAGUGACAUCACCCUAGGCCAAUGACUCAUGUCUUUGAGCCCCAAUGUCUUCAUUUGUAAAAGGACACCUGCCCUGCUUAGUUCAACAUUCUGUUUUGAGCAUCAGAUCAUAUGACUCAUCGUAAGCUGAAAGUAAAAAUGCUGAACAAAUCUCAGGAAUUCUUAAUAAGUCCCUUAAUCUCUUUUUGCACUUGUUUUCUCCUUUUUCAAAGUAGGGUAAUUACCUACUCAAUACUCACUUUCGGGCCCAAGGCAAAGAUUGUAAAAUGACCAAAUUUGCGUUGAACUUCUGAGUAGUUUGGUUCCUGGGAAGAGUCUUGUCCUCCAUAGUCAUGCAAGUGCCUGCAAGCUUCUUACAGAGAACAGAGAGUUUGGAUUAGGAGAAGAACAUGGUUUGAAAGAUCUCAUUUACAAGAAGGAAAAAAGUAUUUGUGAGAGUAGUUUUAGGAAUGAUGGACAGCUCUGAAGGAUCCUCAGGGUGACCUUGGGUAAGGAUGCAUCUAAUUGCCAUGCCUAGAGUCAUUGUUCCGAAGCAGCACCAGGCUUACAAUGGGGCAUAAUCUUGUCCAUCUCCAGUGUGAGCUGAGUACUAAGGUUGGAGGGAAAGCAUGAUGCCAGUAAGUGAAGGGGGAAGAACAUGUUGCAUUUAUAAAUGCUGAAAAUUUCCUAAUGAAUCAAACUCCUGUUUUGUUUUCUUUGAUAAAUGAUUGCAUUAUGAGAGAGGAUGAUUUAUUUUUUUCACAAUGUUUGGUCUUUUAUAGCUUUAGAGCUGUUUCAAACUAUAUGCUAAAAUGUUUUUAGUUGUUUGAAAGUAGCUUGUUUUUAUUUAUGUUUGUAUUUAUUAGUGAAAAUUAUGACAUGUAGAAUUUUAUAUUUAUGCAACAUUAAUAAAGCAUCAAUAAAAUGAA